Messenger RNA from Acanthochromis polyacanthus (spiny chromis), 3555 nucleotides. RefSeq names its product nuclear receptor subfamily 1, group D, member 2b (gene nr1d2b). NCBI's taxonomy places the organism in Eukaryota, Metazoa, Chordata, Actinopteri, Pomacentridae. Bases 448 to 2220 code for a protein of 590 amino acids. Gene Ontology annotation, molecular function: nuclear receptor activity; zinc ion binding; RNA polymerase II cis-regulatory region sequence-specific DNA binding. Gene Ontology annotation, biological process: hormone-mediated signaling pathway; positive regulation of transcription by RNA polymerase II; negative regulation of transcription by RNA polymerase II. The transcript is spliced from 8 exons. The record is from RefSeq and is a predicted model, not a curated record.
CAGUCACUGCAAAACCAGUCGUCCACAGCUCAGAGCUCCUGUGUCAGGCGAUUUGUCUGAAUUCCCAGCGAGUGAGGGAGCCUGAUUCUGGCUGAAACUCGGGUCACCUGAAAUCAGCUCUCUCUCCGGGCAGACGAAAGCCAACACCGCCCGUCCAGGAAGAAAAACUGUCAUUUCGUCGUCGUUGAAGCCGCUCUCGGAAAACUUGCUGCUUCGGUUUGAUAUGAGAUUUUUUCCUCUCGCUGUUAAAUUAAAUCUCAUCUGGACUGGCUCUGACAGCCGGCCCGUAGCUUCUUUACGGUCUUACGAGUCGUUUAUUUAAAUGUUGAGCAGCUAGUUUCUCAACCGGGAACCCUCAGCGACUUUUCAGUUGCUGAACACUAAAACAGAAAAAACGGCUUCAGCACUGAGGUAGCAGGAGGAGGAAAACCCCCAAAGACACAGGACAUGGAGUCGACAAAAGCUGGAGGCGUAAUAGCCUACAUUAGCUCAUCCAGCUCCGCAUCCAGCCCAGAGUCUUGCCACAGCGACUCAUCUAAUGGCAGCUACCAGUCGUCCUCACCGCCCCGCGGCUCCUCACCCAGCCAGUCAGCUGACCCCACGCUCACCGGCAGCCGGAACCUUCCAGGGACUCAGAAGAGCGGGCGCUCCUCAUCCUCGGCAAAGUGUGGCAUCACAAAAAUCAACGGCCUGGUACUGCUGUGUAAGGUGUGUGGUGAUGUGGCCUCCGGUUUCCACUAUGGAGUCCAUGCCUGCGAGGGCUGCAAGGGUUUCUUCAGGAGGAGCAUCCAGCAGAACAUCCAGUAUAAGAAGUGCCUUAAGAACGAGAGCUGUCCCAUCAUGAGGAUCAACAGGAACCGCUGCCAGCAGUGCCGCUUCAAGAAAUGCCUGAUGGUGGGGAUGUCCAGAGACUCUGUGCGUUUUGGCCGAAUCCCCAAGCGGGAGAAGCAGCGCAUGCUGCUGGAGAUGCAAAGUGCCAUGAACAACAUGAUGAACAACAGCCAGCUUCAAAGCCAGCUCCACAGCAGCCAGACGCUGCCCAUCGCCAAACCGCUGCCGGCCAGCGCCACCGAACCUACCUCUGAGGACGCUGGCCCCGCCCCCUCCUGCUCUCCUUCCUCCUCACCAUGCUCCAACCAGUCAGACUCCAGUUCUGAUCCUGAGCCUGCUGUCUCCAUGGACACCAGCCCCAGCUCAGCCUCGCCCAGUGCGUCAGACAGUGGCGAGGAGGAGGUGAUCGGUUCGGUGACCAGGGCCCACCAGGAGACCUUCAUGUAUAACCAAGAGCAGAGCAGCCUGGCGGCUGAGCCCUCGGCGUCCACCGGCCCCCUAAAUAGUGGUUCUGCCAAAAACACCACAAGCAGCCACCAGCAAGAGGAGCGCCAGGACGCCUGGAACCACCACAACAACCUGGUCACCAUGACAGACCACCAACCCUCCUCCAGCCUGGGUCCUCAGGUGCAGGAGAACACCCUGAACCACUGCCCCUUCAGACUGUCCAGGAGCGCUGCUACUAGCCACUGUCCAGCCUACACUCAUGGAGCUUUCAGAGCUCCGCCUACAGAAGGCCCAGCCAACGGAUCCUACAGUGCCUCCCUCUGGAGGGGAGGCAACAGAAUGCAUCUGGUUUGUCCAAUGAACACAUCCCCUCAUGUGGAUCCUCAGAAGUCUGGACAUGAGGUGUGGGAGGAGUUCUCCCACAGCUUCACCCCUGCUGUCAGGGAGGUGGUGGAAUUUGCUAAGAAGAUCCCAGGUUUCAGAGACCUGUCUCAGCAUGAUCAGGUCAGCCUGCUGAAGGCUGGCACCUUUGAGGUGUUGGUGGUUCGCUUUGCUUCACUGUUCGAUGUGAAGGACCGUACUGUCACUUUUCUGGGAGGUAAGAAGUACAGCGUGGACACUCUGAGGGCUAUGGGGGCCGGGGACCUCCUGAACUCCAUGUUUGACUUCAGCGAGAAGCUCAGCAACCUGGGACUCAGCGAGGAGGAGAUGAGCCUUUUCACUGCUGUGGUGCUGGUCUCUGCAGAUCGUUCCGGCAUCGAGAAUGUGAACUCCGUGGAGGCCCUGCAGGAGACGCUGAUCCGUGCAUUGCGAAGCCUCAUUACCAAGAACCACCCGAACGAGUCGGCAAUCUUCACCAAGCUGCUGCUCAAACUGCCCGACCUGCGCUCGCUCAACAACAUGCACUCCGAGCAGCUGCUGGCCUUCAAGGUCCAUUCCUGAAGUUUCCUCCAGUACUUGACCUCCACACCCUGACAUAAACUAAAAAAGGUUCCCUGGAGGCCACCCAGACCACCAGCUCCGCCUCACCUUCCACUCAACCACACCUGCACCUCCAUGAUUCUCCCAUGAGGCUUUGGGUUCUGCUCCUCCUGUCUAGGAACUGAACUUGACAUAUAAAUGGGGAAAAAAGACCAUAAAAUGUUCUUGUACUGUACUGUAGGGUGUGACAGCCUGUGUGAUGGUAUUGCAUACAUACAGACACACUGAUUGAUGUAUAUGUUUCUUGUGUUUGUGUGUAGCAGCUGUACAAAUGUUAGAUGCACUUUUCUGUAUAGUGUAGACAGGUAUUUUUGCAUUCAUAGUGCAAUAUGUGACUGCUUUGUGAUUUGAGCUGUAUAGCGAGGAGUCCAAACUUGUUUCAGCAGCACACAUUAAUUUGAUUAUUUGUUGCUGCGCUCAUGUGGUAGAGGUUAAACCUAAAAAAAAAAAAAAACACGGACACUGAAUGAUGAGGUGAAGUCCUCUUUAAAAGCAAAAUGAAGCAGAUGGACAGUGACAAAUAGACAAAGAGUCAUGUUUGACUUUGGCCACCAGAGAAAUUAGAAUGUUUUAAUUUGAAUGAAUUUGGGAGGAAGUCUUACUUCAUGCUAUUCAUGCAGUUGUGUACAUGCUAUGCUGUUUUUGUCAGUUGCGGGUCAUUUUUUUCUAAAUUAUUUGGGCAUUGUGACAAAUCAAAUGUAUUUGUGUCAGAUUUCAACAAACAGAUGAGCAGAAAUGGAGACUGAACCAGUAAAAUCCUGGACUUGCUUUUUAACAUGUUGGACAUGGCAGUUUCCCAUCUCUUCAGAUAUUCCUGGGAUCCCAGCGUCCGCUGUCGUAUUUGUCCCAGGACUCCGGGUGGCACAGAAAACGUCUCGGAGUCACCAGCAACUCCAACCUGCUUGAAACGAAUUUCAUUUCUAUUUUACAAAACUGUACAGACUUUAGCUGAGUGUAGUUAAAUACAAUAGAUAGGACUAUUCCACAUAACAUAUGAUUGUAAUAUCACUGAAGUGAUUGUAAAUUAAAGAAAUAAGCUGAGUCGAGGUGACAGCUGAGUUGCUGGUGUUCAGAUAUUUUUCGCGAUGCCAUCGUUUUGUUCUGUUGAUGAAUCCAGAAUGUCUGGCCUUUAAUAUCCAGAGCUUCUGUCAUGUUAACAUUGCUGACAUGUGGUUCUGUUCUCCUCUGUGAAAGGAUUGCAGUAUGCAUAGAUUUCUAUAUAAAUAUAUACAUACUAUCAUACAUAACAGUAUAGAUGAAUAUAUCUAUAUAAAUAAAUUUUAUAAAUGCAGUAAA